Hibiscus syriacus is the source of this 1201-nucleotide messenger RNA. RefSeq names its product importin-5-like. Lineage: Eukaryota; Viridiplantae; Streptophyta; Magnoliopsida; Malvales; Malvaceae. Gene Ontology annotation, biological process: protein import into nucleus. Gene Ontology annotation, molecular function: protein binding; nuclear import signal receptor activity. Bases 212 to 841 code for a protein of 209 amino acids. The transcript is spliced from 10 exons. The record is from RefSeq and is a predicted model, not a curated record. Gene Ontology annotation, cellular component: nucleus; cytoplasm.
AGAUGCAUUGAAUGAAUGUGUUCAGAUCUCUGGUCCUCUUCUAGAUGAAAGUCAGGUUAGAUCUAUUGUGGAUGAGAUAAAACAAGCAAUCACAGCUAGUGCGACCAGAAAAAGUGAGAGAGCUGAAAGAGCCAAAGCUGAAGACUUUGAUGCUGAGGAGGGAGAGUUGACUAAAGAAGAAAAUGAACAAGAGGAAGAAGAUUUUUACCAAAUGGGUGAAAUCUUGGGAACUUUGAUCAAAACGUUUAAAGUCUCUUUCUUGCCUUUCUUUGACGAGCUAUCUUCAUAUCUUACACCUAUGUGGGGUAAAGAUAAGACAGCUGAAGAAAGAAGGGUUGCGAUUUGUGUUUUUGAUGAUGUUGUGGAACAGUGUCGUGAAGCAGCUCUAAAAUAUUAUGACACAUAUCUUCCUUUCAUGUUGGAGGCUUGCAAUGAUGAGACCCCAGAUGUGCGACAGGCAGCAGUAUAUGGACUUGGUGUUUGUGCAGAAUUUGGUGGACCCGUAUUUAAGCCAAUUGUUGGAGAGGCUUUAUCAAGGUUAAAUGCUGUAAUAGGACAUCCAAAUGCUUUGCUACCUGAAAACGUUAUGGCUUAUGAUAAUGCUGUUUCCGCUUUAGGAAAAAUAUGUCUGUUCCAUCGCAACAGUAUUGAUGCAACUCAGGUUGUUCCUGCAUGGUUAAAUUGCUUGCCAAUAAAAGGUGAUCUGAUUGAAGCCAAAGUCGUUCAUGAACAACUUUGUUCAAUGGUCGAGAGGUCCGACAAUGAAGUUUUGGGUCCCAACCAUAAUUCCCUUCCUAAGAUUGUUGCGGUAUUUGCUGAGGUUUUAUGUGGAAAGGAUUAAACCACAGAACAAACAGCAAGUCGGAUGGCGAAUCUACUGAAACAGCUUCAGCAGACUUUGCCACCGGAAGCAUUGGCGUCAACUUGGUCAUCUUUGCAGCCGCAACAACAGCUCGCUUUGCAAUCCAUCCUCUCCGCAUAGUUCAAGUAAAUAGGCUCGACAGGCAUCUGUCUUGCAUGUGAAGCAUAUUAUCAUACAAAAUUCUUUUCCCUUGGUUUUUGCGUGAUGUUUUUAUCCCCAAGGCAGCGAUGAAGGUGUGAUGAUCGAAAUGAACUCUUGCCGCUAUUUAUUUAAUUUAAUUAUGGAAUGUGUAUAGUGUAAGGUAUCUAUUUAUAAUAUGGGUACAGGUAUCGAGUCUAG